Molecule: messenger RNA, 1329 nt
Organism: Nannospalax galili (Upper Galilee mountains blind mole rat)
Lineage: Eukaryota; Metazoa; Chordata; Mammalia; Rodentia; Spalacidae
Product: aldo-keto reductase family 1 member C1 homolog
Exons: 9
Coding region: 139-1107 (322 amino acids)
Biological process (GO): doxorubicin metabolic process; prostaglandin metabolic process; daunorubicin metabolic process
Cellular component (GO): cytosol
Molecular function (GO): bile acid binding; aldose reductase (NADPH) activity; androsterone dehydrogenase [NAD(P)+] activity
Source: RefSeq, a predicted model, not a curated record
CACACGCUACUGUUUGACGAUUAGACGGGAAGCAAACAACGUUUAAGCAGGAGCCAGCCAGCCAGCUGGGCUAUAUAACUCCCUGCUAGUUACUGCUGGGUGAGGCAGUAGUAGGCCAGAAGCUUGGCUGCAGAGACCAUGGAUCGCAGGCACCGCGUGGAGCUGAACGACGGCCACUUCAUUCCUGUUCUCGGUUUUGGAACUUUUGCCCCAGAAGAGGUUCCUAAGAGCAUGGCCACGGAGGCCACCAAAAUAGCUAUAGAUGCUGGGUUCCGCCACAUUGAUGCAGCUUAUUUGUAUCAAAAUGAGGAGGAGGUAGGACUGGCCAUCCGAAGCAAGAUUGCUGAUGGCACUGUGAAGAGAGAAGACAUAUUUUACACUUCAAAGCUUCCCUCUACAUGUCAUAGACCAGAACUGGUUCAACUGUGCUUGGAAAAGUCACUGAAGAAGCUUCAGUUGGACUAUGUUGACCUCUAUCUCAUUCACUUCCCAGUUUCAAUGAAGCCAGGCGAUGAUUUUAAUCCAGUAGUUGAAAAUGGGACAUUGUUGUUUGACACAGUGGAUCUCCGGGACACAUGGGAGGCCAUGGAGAAGUGUAAGGACGCAGGUCUGGCCAAGUCCAUCGGGGUGUCCAACUUUAACCACAGGCAGCUGGAGAUGAUCCUGAACAAGCCAGGGCUCAAGUACAAGCCUGUGUGCAACCAGGUAGAAUGCCAUCCUUAUCUUAACCAGAGCAAGCUACUAGAUUACUGCAAAUCAAAAGACAUUGUUCUGGUUGCCUAUGGUGCUCUGGGCACCCAACGAUAUAAGAAUUGGAUUGACGAGAACGCUCCGUUUCUCUUGGAAGACCCAGUUCUUUGCGCCAUGGCAGAAAAGCACAAACGAACUCCUGCCCUGAUUUCCCUCCGUUAUCUGCUGCAGCGUGGGGUGGUGAUUGUAGCCAAGAGUUUUGCUGAGAAGCGGAUCAAGGAGAACAUGCAGGUGUUUGAAUUCCAGUUGCCUCCAGAGGACAUGGCAAUCCUAGAUGGCCUGAACAAAAAUUAUCGCUUUGUCACUUCUGGCCUAACUUCUGCCCACCCUAAUUAUCCAUAUUCUGAUGAAUAUUGACAUGGAAGCUUUUGUCAUGAUUUGGACCUGAGGGACCUGCUUAUAGAUGAUAAUGUGAGUGACAUCUCAGAUGCCAGCUGACAUCACCUCUGUCAAUGCCUUGUAUCAAUCCACACUCAAGUGGAACAGAAAGGGUGGGCAUUGUGUUUUGUGAUAUUCUGAAAAUGUUUACAAAGUUGUAUACCAUAACAUGCAUAUAAAAUACAUGCACUGUCUCUGCUG